Molecule: messenger RNA, 7289 nt
Organism: Monodelphis domestica (gray short-tailed opossum)
Lineage: Eukaryota; Metazoa; Chordata; Mammalia; Didelphimorphia; Didelphidae
Source: RefSeq, a predicted model, not a curated record
UUGUGGUAGCCAAUUGAAAGUUAGGAAGGGAAGUCACCUCCUACCUCUCUGCAAUAGCCAAUUGUGAGGCUUGUCUCCACCCUAAACAUCUACCUUUAUUCCCUAACAUUCUUCCUACUCUGACCUCAGUCCAACCUCCCCCAGACUUAGUCAGUGUCCCUCCCUUCUGCAGUUAUAACCUCCAUAACAACUGUCCUGGGAACUGAAGAUUCCACCUCCCCAGACCACCUUGGGGCUGUACCUGGCCAAGUUUGAAAAGGCAAUGUUUGACUGACUUUAGCAAUUGGACCUCAUGAAUCAAAGGCUCUGAGUCUGAAGGCUGCCUCAGCUCCCACCUUUUCACCAUGGACCAAGAUUAUGAAAGGCGUCUUCUCCGACAGAUCAACAUCCAGAAUGAAAACACAAUGCCUUGUGUUGCUGAGAUGAGACGAACUUUGACACCUUCCAAUUCUCCCAUGUCCUCUCCCAGCAAACAUGGAGACCGCUUUAUACCUUCUAGAGCUGGAGCCAACUGGAGCAUUAAUUUCCAUAGAAUAAAUGAAAAUGAGAAAUCACCCAGUCAAAAUCGGAAAGCAAAAGAUGCUACUUCGGAUAACGGCAAAGAUGGCCUAGCCUAUUCUGCCUUGUUAAAGAAUGAGCUUCUAGGAGCUGGGAUUGAGAAAGUCCAGGAUCCUCAGACAGAGGACCGAAGGCUACAGCCCUCCACACCAGAGAAAAAGAGCCUCUUUACCUACUCCCUCAGCACCAAACGCUCAAGUCCUGAUGAUGGCAAUGAAGUCUCUCCAUAUUCUUUGUCUCCAGUCAGCAACAAAAGCCAGAAGUUGUUAAGAUCUCCACGGAAACCCACCAGAAAAAUUUCCAAAAUCCCUUUCAAAGUCCUUGAUGCCCCUGAGCUCCAAGAUGACUUCUACCUGAAUCUAGUAGACUGGUCUUCCCUCAACGUUCUAAGUGUUGGCCUGGGCACUUGUGUUUACCUCUGGAGUGCGUGUACAAGCCAGGUAACCAGGCUCUGUGAUUUAUCUGUGGAAGGAGAUUCUGUGACUUCUGUAGGAUGGUCUGAACGGGGGAACUUGGUAGCAGUUGGAACCCACAAAGGCUUUGUACAGAUCUGGGAUGCAGCUGCAGGGAAGAAACUGUCCAUGCUAGAGGGUCACACAGCCAGAGUUGGUGCAUUGGCCUGGAAUGCAGACCAGCUUUCUUCUGGGAGCAGAGAUAGAAUGAUUCUCCAGAGAGAUAUUCGAACACCCCCAGUGCAGACUGAACGACGACUGCAAGGUCAUCGGCAGGAGGUGUGUGGACUAAAGUGGUCCACUGAUCACCAGCUUCUUGCUUCAGGUGGAAAUGAUAAUAAGCUUCUAGUCUGGAAUCACUCCAGUUUAAGUCCUGUCCAACAGUACACAGAACAUCUGGCAGCUGUGAAAGCAAUCGCCUGGUCUCCCCACCAGCAUGGCCUAUUAGCAUCAGGUGGUGGAACAGCUGACCGUUGCAUCCGCUUCUGGAACACACUUACAGGACAGCCCCUGCAGUGCAUUGAUACUGGUUCUCAAGUGUGCAACCUGGCCUGGUCCAAACAUGCCAACGAACUAGUGAGCACACAUGGAUACUCACAAAACCAGAUCCUGGUCUGGAAAUACCCUUCCCUGACACAAGUAGCCAAAUUGACCGGGCAUUCAUACCGAGUUUUGUACCUGGCAAUGUCUCCCGAUGGAGAGGCCAUAGUUACUGGUGCUGGAGAUGAAACUCUGAGAUUUUGGAAUGUUUUUAGCAAAACUCGUUCAACAAAGGAAUCCGUAUCUGUCCUAAAUCUCUUCACUAGAAUCCGGUAACUCCCCAACCCUGAACACCAGGACCACACUACAUUGUACAGGGAAAAACCACUAAUCAAUGUGCAUGGAACCCCUGUUAUCAGCUGGAAAAGAAAAGAGGGGUAUGGUGGGUAGGUGGACCUGGAGAAACCUUCAAGAUUCUUAUUAAAUACCUGAUUGUGAACUCUGUUGAACAGUAUUUGGAAAGGGGACAAGGUUGGGAGGAACCACUCAAAUUUUAAGAGGAGCCCAUUCUUCACUAAGGGCAAACAGAAGAGAAACAAAUUGGGCAGCAUCUGCAUUUCACACACCAGACAGGAUUGGUGUGGCCGAGACCAGCUCAACUUGAGAACAGGGUUGCCUUUUCUGCUCCAUUAUCCCUAGGAAGAGAUGAACAACUUUACUUCCUUUUUUGUCAUUAUUGUAUUCUGGGGAAACUAGGGACUGGAGGUCAGGGGAGAGGCAAGCUAUAUGUGACCUUAAAGUCAUGGCAGCCCCAUACCCCUGUGUUUAAAAAAUGGACUGCUUUAGAAGUCAAGGCUCUUUGGGGCCAAAUGUUCUCAUGUAAAAUGAAACAGGAGUUAGAAAACAGUAACUUUUCAAAGGAUUUACAGCUGGAAUUUGGAAUUUCCAACCUCCCAGAAGGUGCCAAAGCUAGGAGUGAUCAUCCAGAAGGAGAGUGAAAUGCCGUAUUAUGUGUUCUCCAGUGCAUGCCACAUAAUUUUUUUUUUAAUAAUUGUAAACUCUUCCUGCAACUGCUUUGGUAAUAAAUAUACAAAGUGUAACCAAAUAGAGGUUGCCUCCAAACCAGGCUACCCAUGAGAUCAGAUAUCUUAUCCAUCCUGGUGGGUUUGGGAGUGAAAAAAAGAGAAGAGAUCUGCCAAGGAAUGUGAUUCAAGUUGUAGGGAUCAUUAAAGGAGGGGCAUAGCUUGCUAGAGGAGUCAAUCUUUUGACCUAUAGGAGUAGUAUUUAAGAUUGACAGAAUGUGCACUCCCAGCAAUAUUCUUGUGGGUAUCAGGGAGAGAGAACUUUAUCAUGUGUAGUCCUUUGUAUGUUAUGGGAAACUAGUGUGUGAUCUGUGAGUAGUGAACUGAGCCCAUCACUCCAGUCGAUGUGUUGCCAUUUCUGAGUGUGUGGGUCAGUCAUCUGUCCAUCCCCACUCUGGGAAAACCAGUGAAUGGAUUGGGUGGUAGUUUUCACCAGGGCUGACAUUUGAGUGCAUAUGGUCAGUUAUCAUGUUUUACAGAGUGCUCUUGGUUUUGGUGUGGCCAUAGGGGAUGAGCCCAUGAUUGUCCCAAUGAUCAUAUAGUUGCUGAGCUAUUGUUGGCCCAGCUAGGUAUGGUCCAGGGAAUACUGAAUGGCCCUGGUGGGCAGGGUGGGAUGCAUGAUUUGGUAUGUUGUGUGGCCUUCAGGUAAAUUGCCUUCAAUUGGGUCAGCUGCAUGGCUUUUAUUUGCAGCCUUUUUUCUCUUUGUCAUAACUUCAGUGCAAUUGUCAAAGACAUCAUCUGCCUGAAAUAUUCUACUACUAUAGUCAAAUUAUUUUUGUAUGUGAUGCACCAUGAUUUGUGUGCCACUCAUCACAGUUCCUUCAGUAGUCUUGUAGGUAUGGUUUGCAUGGGAUAUAAAGUUAUCUAGAAUAAUUCAGUCAGCAUGGGAGUAUAUCUAGACCCAUUAUCUUUAAGAUUAACUUAAACGGCAGAGCAGUCCUUAGAAGAACAGUAAAGGUAUUUAUUUGGGACCACAACAACUAUAACAUUCUCUGUGAUGCAGUAACAUUUUUCGUUUUUGUAAUUACUCCAUAUCCAAUGAUGGCAGCACUUGUGGGAUCCUUUAAGAGAAAAGUUAAUAAAUGUACAGCCUCACCUGUGUAAUGUUUGGUAGGUGUCAUAAACCACUAAGUAGGCCCACUCAGAAGCCAGAGUACGUAGUGCACAUUAGUAGACAUAGCAUUCCAUUGGUGUGAAUGGACAGAUGGAUUGAAUAUGAUUGAUAAUAAUGUUGUGGGGUACAUCUCCCCUUACAAGAUAUUCAUGGCAUGAGAGGGACUAGUUGAGGGGCAUGUACUGGAGAACUCCACUAAUAAGGCACUUCACUUCAGUUGUGUUAUUCUCAUAGCUACCACUCACUCCACCUGUCAUCAGGGUCAGUGAUGCUGGAGUGAGAGGGAGGAGCAGAUAGAAUUGCUGCAGGAGGCAUGACUACUUGAGUGGGAAGCAGUGGCUAUAUCUUGCCUGUAGCAGGUAUGCCUUGCGCACUUCUGAAUGGGAAUCUGAAUCCUAGGAGCUGGGACUUCUGGGCAGAAACCUUGAUCUUUUUGCUGCUGAAGCUCUUAUCUUGACCUCCAGUGGGGUUUGCUCCAUUCCUGUCUCUGCUUUGGAAACAGCCAAGAGAGCCUACCUGUAUCAGCUUCUUUCGACAGGCCCUCCAGAAAUACCAGGGGAGUCCAAUAAUCUGGACCGCUCAGUAGAGUGACCUGCAUAGCAUCUGUUGACUUGAGCAUCCCAGCAGAUGAUGAGACGCCUGUUGACUCAGCCAAGGCUCGGGACAUUCUUUCCUGGUUCCAUGGAGGAAGUUCCCAUGCUACACACUCUUAACUGUAAAUCCAAAAGGCCAAACAGCUCUACUGUACUUCAGUGUGGUGAUCUGUGUAGGCAAGACAGCUUAUACUGACAGAUUUAACCAGCCAGCUUGAUGACAUCCAGCACUUUAAAAUGUUUGAGGUUUAACAACCACCAAGGCCUCCGUGGAUACAGCAGAAGAAUUCAUUGCAACUCUAUUAAAAUGGACUUUUUAAGGAAACAAUAUCAUUGAGAAUGUGACCCAUUCAAAACUCAUCUCUAUGUCUCUUAGCCUUAUGGGAAGAAAUGACCAGUGUGUGAAAGUCUUAGCAGAACUGCGGAAUGUUUGGUCUACCAUAGCUAUUGCCACGUAGGUCAUAGCACCACGUGUGUCAAAAAAAGGGUGGGGGGUUGGAUGGUUGGUUUUUUUUUUUAAAGGAUGAGGUAAUAUUGGGUUGGAUUUGCUAUCAAAGAAAACAAGUUAUUUCAAAUUGUCAUUCUUUUGGAUGGAAAAAGAAAGAGGGCAUCAUGUGUUUAUGAAUCUGGACACCAGCUUUUUUUUUAUCUUUAUUAGCUUUUCAGAAAAGCAUUUUUAUUUUUCAGAGUGAAAUCUUAGUUCUUUUGUUUCCUACUGGACAAGUGGGGUUCUUGGUGCUUUGAGUGGUACAGUGAGGAGGACCUGGGGAAGGGCAAUUUAUGUGGCUUUUAGCUUAAAGAAUGAAAACGUUGCUUCCACUUCCUGUAGUCCUUUACUCCUAUCUAUGUGCUAAUCCUCAGUCCUGCUGUACAUUUUGCCUUCAUCCCUGUUCCCUUUCCCCACUGUAACUGGAUGUCAGUCUGUUCUGUCUCUUGUUUUCUCUGUUUUGGUUGUUCCUUUCAGUAGACCACCAACCAUACAGAACAUGUGGGUUCUGAGUGAAGAAGAGGUCAAUCCGGACCGUCUGGGUAACAACUCCUGAAUAAUGACCCUAUAGUGAAGAACAAUCUCCUUAAGAAAGAAUUGGACAAUUUGGACCUGACAGAUUGUAGAAUAAUGUGUAUUCUUAGAGCUUUAGGCAAGAAGAUCUUUGAAACCCAGUGCCUGGCUCUUCCUCCUCCUUUUACCCUUUUGACAGUUCUUUGGCUACCCCAGGUGUGCCUGAUGUUGGCCUGUAAGAGCUGUUGAAGCCAAACUACCAGUUGAGCCUUUUAGUCUUUUGCCUUCCCCUUCCAUGCCCUCUCCUGUCUACCUUUUACGCUGGAAUGACAUGGCCUAGACUUCUGUGACUCAUGUAGAAAUUAGCAGCCUGUCACAGCAGUUCCUACCUCAGAGGUUUAAGCCAGUGAGGGCCUGUUCUUGGAGUAGGAAAGAGCACUGAGCCUGGGUGGGAGGGGAGAUUGGGGAAAGCUACUGGCUUAAGUUCCAGGAGUGGUGCCUUCCCCACCCAUGCCCUGAACUGAGGGUACUUUGAAAAUCCCAGGUUGAAAGAGAUAUGAGAAACCAGAAAACCAUCCAUCCCCUCCAGGGUCCAGAUGCUCCCCUACCCUAGCUGUGCCAUUGGAAAGAUUAUGGCAGAGCAAUUGUAAACAUUGUUUAUUAAGUAGAGCUGAAAGCUGGCAGGAGACAACACUGAGGCAGAGAAAAAGAGAGUUUUGCCGAUAAGUCAGGGUUUUCUUGGCUUUAUAACUUGAGAGCCAAUCCCCAAUGCCUUAGGUUACAGUUAAAAUGCCCAACCAGGCCUCACCUUUCUCUUAGGUCUACUCUGUUGUAGCUUCUUCUAUGCUAAAAAGAGAAUGUUCAAAGCAUAGGUGAGAAUUUUAUUUGGAUUGGAAUACUCUGCUUUUUGAAAAAAUGUUUCCUUUGCUCUGUAACUUUCCUUGAGCCCUCCCCAUAUGUGUGUUUAUGUGUGUACAUAUGUAUUUGUUUGUGGUGGGGUUUUUUUUUUUGUUGUUUGUUUCACAUGUUGAAAAUCAACUCACAAUUUUCAUAAAACUCGGCCUCAGAAAAGCAUGAGGAGCAUAGUAAAGGGGAAUAACCAGCUAAGUCUCCAGUUUUCCAAGUUGUUGUUUUUCUUAAUGGCUGAUGAAUGUGCAGAUUUUUUUUCAUGCCUCUUAAAAGUUUUAUUUUUAAAAUCAAGCAUGAUUAAACUGGACAGCUCAGAAACAGAAUUUCAUCCCACACCUAAGUAGAGGCAGAAAGAGCAUCUCAAUGGAAUUAAUCUCUCACCCAAGCCUCACAGCCUUGGGAAGAAAGGCCAUUGAAGCCUGUGAGUUCUAUUCUAGGCCCAGUUGUCAUUCACAGUCAAGAAUCCUUAGGGAAGUUUAGCUUCCCAAGGGCACCAAAGAGACUUUGCUGGGGGAAGAAGUAUGUGAGAGAGAGAGAGAGAGAGUGAGUGUGUGUGUGUGAGUGAGUGUAUGUGUGUAUGUGUAUGUAUGUGUAUAUACAUAUAUAUAUUUUUUAGUUUUUGUUUUGUUUUUUCAAUGGUAAAACCAACUCCCGCCUUGUCCCCGUCCCCUGCCCUGUGCAGUUGCCAAAGGAAUUCGACAAGUUCAGGGAACUGCCCUCAGAAAAGGUAUCUCACUGGUAACGUGUGUUUGGGGCGGGAGGGGGAGCUGUAUGCAUGCCUAGAUCUGUGCAUAGAAUCUUGUGUCAUUGAUUGUGUGAAACAAUUGGCCGUCCAGUGUCUGCUGAAUUCAACUUGUAAAUGAGACAACAAAAAAGUGAAAUAUUGUAUUUUCCAUGUGUGGCACUUCUAAAUUGUACAGUUUUGAGGUGGUUUGGGGAAGAGUGGGGAAUUUCUUCUCCCAGAAUUUAUACAGGCCAGUCCACAGAGCGGGAGGCUUGUCCCACAUGUUGCAUCAAAAAGUGGAGAGUAUAUAUUGAGAGAACAAUGUAAGUUUUUCAUGUAAAGCAAUGUAACUGGCAUUAAACAAGUUGUAACUUUAA